Molecule: messenger RNA, 2509 nt
Organism: Cimex lectularius (bed bug)
Lineage: Eukaryota; Metazoa; Arthropoda; Insecta; Hemiptera; Cimicidae
Gene: Ddx1
Product: ATP-dependent RNA helicase Ddx1
Exons: 13
Coding region: 138-2333 (731 amino acids)
Molecular function (GO): nucleic acid binding; RNA helicase activity; ATP binding
Source: RefSeq, a predicted model, not a curated record
UAGUCCUUAAGGUUACUUUAUCAAAGAAUUCUGGGCUUUCGUGUUGCUCAGAGGAUUAAGGAUAUUCUAGUUGAAUAAGUGAAAGACAACUGUAAACAACUUUGUAUCCUCGACGAUUUUUAAACGGAAUUGACACGAUGACUGCUUUCGAAGAAUUUGGCGUGCUACCUGAAAUUGCAAAAGCAGUUGAUGACAUGGAAUGGAUGCUUCCAACUGAUGUUCAGUCAGAAGCAAUACCACUUAUAUUAGGUGGCGGUGAUGUACUGAUGGCUGCUGAAACAGGCAGCGGCAAAACUGGUGCAUUUUGCCUCCCUAUCUUACAAAUUGUUUGGGAAACUCUAAAAGAAAUUGAAGCUGGGAAAUCGGGUAACGUGAACAGCACGACUAAGCCUUCAGGGACAGAGCUAAGCAAGUCUGACAGAACCCCGGCCAUGGCUAUCUCUUCUGAUGGGUUGGUAUGUCAGGCCAGGGAGUUCAAAGAAUGGCACGGGUGCAGGGGGACUAAAGGAGUGGCAGGUGGUGGUAAAUACUAUUAUGAAGCAAAAAUCACCGAUGAAGGCUUGUGCAGGGUUGGCUGGUCCACAGUACAGGCUGCUUUAGAUCUAGGAACAGAUAAAUUUGGAUUUGGAUAUGGCGGUACGGGAAAGAAAUCUAAUAAUAGACAGUUUGAUAAUUACGGGGAACCUUUUGGAAAGAAUGACAUUAUCGGCUGUAUGUUAGACCUAGACGCUGGAAAAAUAUCCUUUUCUAAAAAUGGUGAAGAUUUUGGAUUGGCAUUUACAAUUCCACAACAGCUUUUAAGGUCACCUUUAUACCCAACUGUAUGCUUAAAGAAUGCAGAAAUUGCCUUCAAUUUUGGUUCAAAACCAUUGAAACAUUUGCCCAAAGGCUAUAAACCUCUUACAGAAGCUGAACCAUCCCAUUUAAAAGAUAAUGACCACAAUACAUCUGAGAAAGUAGCUUUGAAAAAAGUCAACAAUGCUCCACAAGCGCUUAUAAUAGAGCCUUCCAGAGAAUUAGCCGAACAGACUUAUCAACAGAUAAUUAAAUUUAAAAAAUACCUUGAUAAGCCGAAUGUAAGGGAGCUGCUUGUAAUUGGUGGUGUAAAUGUUAAAGAUCAAACGGCAACAAUUGAAGCAGGUGUUGAUAUCGUAGUUGCAACUCCAGGACGUUUGGAGGAUUUUGUAGGAAUGAAUACAUUAUCUUUAGCCCAGUGCAGAUUUUUUGUCUUGGACGAGGCAGACGGUCUGCUCAAGCAGGGUUACAAGGACUUUAUAUAUAGGAUGCAUAAGCAAAUCCCAAAAUUUACUGGUGAUGGCAAAAGGAUGCAAAUGAUAGUCUGCUCUGCAACUCUUCAUGAUUUCGAAGUCAAAAAAAUGGCGGAUACAUUGAUGCAUUUCCCAACCUGGGUGGAUCUCAAAGGUGAAGAUGCUGUUCCCGAGACGGUUCAUCAUGUGGUAGUAAAAGUUGACCCUCAGGAAGAUACAACAUGGGAAAAUAUGAGCAAGAGGGUUCAAACUGACGGAGUUCAUGCUUACGAUGACAUCAAACCAGGAAGAAGAAAUGCCGAAACCCUAUCUGAGGCUGUAAAAAUUUUAAAAACCGAAUACGCAGUCCGUGCCAUCAAGAAACACAAUAUAGAUAGAGCCAUUAUAUUCUGCCGAACGAAAAUUGAUUGCGAUAACAUGGAGAAAUAUUUGAAAACGAUGGGAAGUGGCAUGGGGAAAAACAAUCCGUUCUCUUGUGUAUGCCUUCACGGAGAUAGAAAACCACAAGAAAGGAAAUCCAAUUAUGAAGCUUUCAAACAAGGUCAUGUGAAAUUUCUUAUCUGCACAGAUGUAGCAGCAAGAGGUAUAGAUAUUGGAUCACUUCCAUACGUGCUCAACAUCACAUUACCGGACGACAAAUCAAAUUAUGUACAUAGGAUAGGAAGAGUAGGAAGGGCUGAUAGGAUGGGAUUGGCGAUAUCAUUUGUUUCAACUGUACCUGAGAAAGUCUGGUAUCAUGGCGAAUGGUGCCAUUCUCGUGGAAGGAACUGUUACAAUACAAAUUUAACCGAUAAAGGUGGUUGCUGCAUUUGGUACAACGAGCUUCAAUACCUAGCUGAUAUAGAAGACCACUUAAAAAUUACAAUUGAUCAGGUCAACCCCGAAAUGGAAAUUCCUAAAAAUGAAUUCGACGGAAAAGUUACAUAUGGCCAAAAGAGAGUUAACAAAGGGAGUGAUUAUAAGGAUCAUGUCUCCCAGAUGGCACCGUCGGUCGCUGAACUUUCAGGCUUGGAAAGUAAAGCCCAAUUGAUUUACCUCAAGAGGCAUUUCAAGAUUGCUGGUUAAUUUAACACUAUUGAACGUUUAUAAUUUUCUAUAUCGAACAAUAUUUCCUACUAUUUAAAUGUGGAAAAUCUAUAUUCUAAACUUUUCGUAAGGAAUAUCGUAUCUGUUAAUGGCAAAUUAAUAUUUUGCUACCAAUUAAUUUAAAUAAAAAUAUUAAAUAAACGAUUUAACAGAUA